AAGUGCAAUGACACACCCUCCUCACUCAAAUAUUUCUGCAGUCUACAUUUUUUUUUUUUUUGGCUUUCUUUUCUUUUCCCCUCGUAAUUCCUCGUUUCUCCUCUUUCUGAUCUUUAUUUUCUAUUUUAAUCUCUCUUGAAUGCUUUGUCCAAGGGCUGUAGGUGACACGGAACAUUGAAAUUAAAGCGUAGAGUGAAACAGAGUCAUAUCAACAGAGAUUGAUACAUGAGAUAAUAAUACAAAUGGAGUCGAGGUUCACAUGGGUGCUUUUUUCAUGUGUGACAGCUUCUCUUUUUGGGCCAUUAAUGCUCCCCUUUUCUCUCUAGCAACUCAAUAAAUUGCAGAAAUCCCAUCUGGGUUUUUCAGUUUCUUUGAGCUUCUCUUUCUUCUUUUAAUCUAGCAAGCUUUUUCUUUCCUGUGCCCGAUUGGAACAUGCAAGUGAUCCUUUUGGGUUUCUUCCAUUUUGUGUCUGUCUUUUGGUUUUGUUAUUGGUCUCUUGUUGUUUUGAAAGGAAAACCCAUUUUCAAGUGUAUUUCUACCUAUACAAGUUAGAAGUGUUACACUAUUAGGCCUUAUGUUUUUGUAAAAGUCUCUAUUUCAUGUGUUUUAGGUAAUUGGAAAAGAAUCCACCCAGACUUUUAAAUUGCAUGAUCGUCACCUUAUUUGGUUUAUCCUCUUAGUCCUGUUUGGCUGCUUCAAUGCUAUAUUUUUUAAUGAGUUUCAUGUAUUUUUCUUGUUUCCAAAGCAUUUCUGCAUCCCAAAAAACAUUUAAAAAGAAAUGAAAACAGCUCAUUGGUUUCUUAGUUUUUUUACAUCCUUCUCUUCUUCCUUCCAAUGCCAACUUUAUAGAAAUUAAAAAUCCCAUCUUGGUUUCCCAUAUCAAGGCCUAUCUGGCCUUCUCAGUCCCUGAAUUGUGACUGGAACCAUAUCUCAGUUCUUCCAGCUACUGUUUCAAAUGGAGUUUGCUUUGUUCUGCACUAGAAUCAAUGUCCUUAUUCUCCUUCUAUCCCUUUCCUCUCCUUGCAAAUUCAUACAAAGUCCAAUGGAUUUUGGGCCCUUGAACUUCCUUCAAGAAACCAAAUCAGCAUCUCUUGAUUUUGGGAGGAUCUUCUUCAGCUCUCCUUCUGCAGUUCUCAGGCCCCAAUCCCCCAAAGAAAUCUCUCAGCUCCUCAGCUUCGUUGCUUCUUCCUCUCCUUCCUCCUCCUUCAGCAAAGCUACUGUUGCAGCAAGAGGAGCUGGUCACUCCAUCCAUGGCCAGGCCCAAGCACCCAAUGGCAUUGUGGUUGAGAUGGAUUCUCUUCCUCCUUCAAUUGAAAUCCACAAGAAAAGAGAUGGGGAGCCUGGUUUUUCUUAUGUUGAUGUCAGUGGUGGGACCCUUUGGGUGGACCUCUUGAAGGAGAGCCUGCAAGUGGGCCUGACUCCAAGAUCAUGGACAGACUAUCUCUAUCUCACCAUUGGUGGGACCCUCUCUAAUGGUGGGAUCAGUGGCCAGACAUUUAAGUAUGGCCCUCAGAUCAGCAAUGUCCUUCAGUUGGAUGUGGUAACAGGAAAAGGAGAGUUAGUGACCUGUUCACCCAACCAAAGUUCAGAGCUCUUUUAUGCAGUCUUAGGUGGACUAGGCCAGUUUGGCAUAAUCACAAGUGCAAGGAUAAUCCUGCAAGAUGCUCCACAGAAAGUGAAAUGGGUCAGAGCCUUUUAUGAUGAUUUUAAUGUAUUCAUCAAGGACCAAGAACUGUUGGUAUCGAUGGCCGAAAUGGUAGACUAUGUCGAAGGAUUUAUGGUUUUGAAUGAGCAAUCUCUCCACAGCUCCUCUACUGCCUUCCCUUCCCAUCUGGAUUUCAUUCCACAGCUCGAUCCUAGUCGUUCAGACGUCUACUAUUGUAUUGAAUUUGCAGUUCAUCAUCACCAAGAAAAGGAAUCCUGUGUAGAUCAGGUUGUUGAGGAGAUAUCAAGGAAAUUGAGCUUCAUGCCCACACACAUUUAUAGUGUGGAAGUCUCUUACUUUGAUUUCCUCAAUAGGGUUAGAAUGGAAGAGAUAAGUCUAAGGAGAAGAGGAAUGUGGGAUGUGCACCAUCCAUGGCUGAAUAUGUUUGUGCCAAGGUCUGGAAUCAAGCAAUUCAGAGAUUUGCUGUUGGAGAAGAUCUCACCGUCCACUUUUGUGGGCCCCAUUCUCAUAUAUCCAAUGCUUAGAGACAAGUGGGACUCCAACACGUCAGCCGUACUUCCCGAAGGGGGCCCCACAAGCGAGAACGUGAUCUACGUCGUUGGAAUUCUCCAGUCCGCGAACCCUCGCACGUGCCAAACACAAUGCCUGCAGACGAUCCUCGCCCAAAACCGGCGAAUCGUCCGAACCGCCACGUACCCGCCGAUCGGCGCCAAGCAAUACCUGGCCCACUACUCCGAAGAACGACAAUGGCGGGAACAUUUUGGCGGGAAAUGGGAAGGGUUUGUGGGACGGAAAUUCGAAUUCGAUCCCCUCGGCAUCUUGGCUCCUGGUCAGGGAAUCUUCGCGAGGAAGUGCUGCAAAAGCCCAAGCGCCCAAAUCCAUUGACAGAAGAUAGAAAAUGGAUUUUAGAAAAAGAAAAAAGAAAAAGAAAGAAAAGACAAACCAAAUGAUAUGGAGACAUCUUUUACUCUUCUUGAUGGGCUUCUUUUUUUCUUUUUCUUUUUUCUAAUUACUAUUAUUAUUAGUUAUAAGAUUAGUUGAAAUGUAUUGAUGUUAUGAAUUUCGGGUUUAUUAUCUUUACGUAGAA
Messenger RNA from Magnolia sinica, 2753 nucleotides. RefSeq names its product cytokinin dehydrogenase 3-like. Bases 956 to 2551 code for a protein of 531 amino acids. The record is from RefSeq and is a predicted model, not a curated record. Gene Ontology annotation, molecular function: FAD binding; cytokinin dehydrogenase activity. Gene Ontology annotation, biological process: cytokinin metabolic process. The transcript is spliced from 5 exons. NCBI's taxonomy places the organism in Eukaryota, Viridiplantae, Streptophyta, Magnoliopsida, Magnoliales, Magnoliaceae.